Cariama cristata (Red-legged seriema) is the source of this 1059-nucleotide messenger RNA. RefSeq names its product polymerase (DNA directed), beta (gene POLB). Gene Ontology annotation, molecular function: DNA binding; DNA-directed DNA polymerase activity. Gene Ontology annotation, biological process: double-strand break repair via nonhomologous end joining. The annotation marks the transcript as partial. The record is from RefSeq and is a predicted model, not a curated record. The transcript is spliced from 12 exons. NCBI's taxonomy places the organism in Eukaryota, Metazoa, Chordata, Aves, Cariamiformes, Cariamidae. Gene Ontology annotation, cellular component: nucleus.
GAAAGCAGCCUCGGUUAUUUCCCGGUAUCCCAGCAAGAUACGGAGCGGGGCAGAAGCCAAGAAGCUGGAUGGAGUAGGUGCUAAAAUAGCUGAGAAGAUAGAUGAGUUCUUAUCCACUGGGAAACUACGCAAAUUGGAAAAGAUUCGACAAGAUGAUACAAGUGCAUCUAUCAAUCUCCUAACACGAGUUACUGGCAUUGGUCCUGCCGCUGCUAGGAAGUUUGUUGAGGAAGGAAUUAAGACUUUAGAAGAUCUAAGAAAAAAUGAGCACAAGCUGACCCAUCACCAGCGAAUUGGGUUGAAAUAUUUUGAAGACUUUGAGAAAAGAAUCCCAAGGGAAGAAAUGCUGCAAAUGCAGGAAAUUGUACUGAAAGAGGUAAAGAAGCUGGAUCCAAACUAUAUUGCUACAGUCUGUGGCAGUUUUAGACGAGGCGCAGAGUCAAGUGGCGAUAUGGAUGUUCUCCUAACCCACCCAAGUUUCACAUCUGAAUCAUCCAAACAGCCAAAACUUCUGCGUCAAGUUGUAGAACAACUGGAAAAAGUCCGCUUUGUCACAGAUAUGCUGUCUAAAGGUGACACCAAAUUCAUGGGUGUCUGUCAGCUGCCAAAUAAAGAAGAUGGAACAGCCUAUCCACAUAGGAGAAUUGAUAUCCGGCUUAUCCCCAAAGAUCAGUAUUACUGUGGUGUACUGUAUUUCACAGGAAGUGAUAUAUUCAAUAAGAACAUGAGAACUCAUGCUCUGGAAAUGGGCUUCACGAUCAAUGAGUAUACAAUCCGUCCCUUGGGUGUCACUGGAGUUGCUGGGGAGGCGCUACCAGUAGAAUGUGAAAAAGACAUCUUUGACUAUAUCCAGUGGAAAUACCGAGAGCCAAAGGAUCGGAGUGAAUAACUGCUUGUCUAGGUGUGUAACCUACAGAGAUGUUUUCAUAGCUUCUUAUGAAGAUGCAAAGUGCAUAUUCUUUCUUUGGAUGUUAUUGCGAAAAGUUACUGAUGUUUAAAGCAAGUCCAUGGCACUAGCACAGAAUGCGUAGUGAAGAUUAAAUCCUGUAAGAUCUCAUU